Molecule: messenger RNA, 936 nt
Organism: Fonsecaea multimorphosa CBS 102226
Lineage: Eukaryota; Fungi; Ascomycota; Eurotiomycetes; Chaetothyriales; Herpotrichiellaceae
Exons: 3
Coding region: 1-936 (311 amino acids)
Molecular function (GO): iron ion binding; heme binding; oxidoreductase activity, acting on paired donors, with incorporation or reduction of molecular oxygen
Source: RefSeq, a predicted model, not a curated record
AUGGUGAACCGGACCGUCACAGCAACUUCAAUUUUCAUCUACCGAGUCUUCUUUCACAGGUUGCGAGCUUUCCCAGGUCCUUUCUGGGCUAGAGUUACAAAGCUUUGGACUCGCGAGUCACACCUUCGCGGAGAAUACCAUCGAGACAGCCUCGAGCUCCACCACAAGUAUGGCGACAUUGUACGGGUUGCGCCAAACGAGCUUGAUAUCAACGACCUGGAGGCCAUCAAGCUGAUCUACGGACCUGGCAGCAAGCUGUACAAGGGCCCCUGGUAUGACGGUCCAUCUGCUACCGCCGAGGCUCGAAGCAUUCAAGGAACCAAAGACCAUGCCAUCCAUCGCUCGAGACGUAAGGUCUGGUCACAAGGAAAUAGUGGAUCGGCUAUGGCCGAGUUUGAGCCCCUCAUGGUCCGUCACGUCGAUGAAUUUAUCGAGCAGAUAAGACUUCGUAAGGAAGUCGACAUCGCACUCUGGAUCAACUUUCUCAGUUUUGACAUCAUGGGAGAUCUGACCUUUGAUAUGCCAUUCAACAUGGUCAAGUCGGGGGAAACGCAUCAUUUCAUGACAACGCUUCGCAGGUUCAUGAAAGCUGUCUCCAUGCUGUCUGCCAUCCCGUGGCUGAAUUCACUCGUCCAUGCACUGCCCACAGAUAGUGCUGUCAAAGAUCUCGAAGAGUACUCUCGAGAUUGCUUCAAGACUCGAAAGGCGCAGGGUUCGUCUCGGAAGGACCUCUUCUACUACCUUUUGGGUGAAGAUCAGAAUGGAACCAAACUCACAGAGCUUGGAGCUGAUCAUGGACUCACGCACAGCUAUUGUCGGAGGCUCGGAUACGUCAUCCAUCGCGAUGGGGGGCUGCAGCGAGUCGUGCCACCCGAGGGCAUGGAGCUAGCCAACAAAUUCAUUCCUGGCUACACGCUCGUCAGCGUCUCUCCUUGA